AGAAGUCCACUUUGACCACCUUUUUCUCUCUGUGUUGGAUUCAGUGAGCUGUUGACCCAGAGGAAAGAGAAUAAUGUGGAAAGCAGCAGUGUUUGUGUUCCUGCUGUUAAACAUGGAUUUGCAGGUGAGUGGGGCUGUAGAUAAGACGAGGCGGUCCGUGGAAGAAAACUCCAGGCCAGAGAAGAAGGUGGAGACUGAGGAGGCUGAAGCCACCAGCACCAUUCAUGCACGUGACACUGGUUCUUCAGGUUUCUUGGGCAACUUGCUGGUGGUACCCAUGGAUGGGAGUCACUGGGUGGGUAUGAAGGCCAUUGUCCAAGAAAUGGGUCGGCGUGGGCACAGGGUCACUGUGGUGAUACCAGAGGUCAGCAUACGGAUGGGUCCCGGGAAACACUACGACACUGUCACCUAUCCUGUUCCUUAUGACAGGGAGUAUAUUGAUUCAAUCAUGGCCACACACAAGGACAUAUUGCACAAAUCUGCACAGUCGUUCACGGACAAAAUAAGGAAACGAUUUUCACAGAUCCAGAGAUUUAUAGGCUUUAUCUACACCACUGCAGAGCACCUACUGUUCAAUGCCAGUAUCAUUUCACAUCUGGCACAGCAGAAAUUUGACGCUGUCUUAACAGAUCCUGUGGUCCCCACAGGCUCGUUAAUAGCUCGGAAAUUAGGAAUCCCCACUAUUAAUUUGCUGAGAGGAAUUCCUUGUUCCUUGGAUAUGCACUCUACAGGCUGCCCCUCCCCACCAUCAUAUGUGCCUCGUUUCUUCACUGGAUACACAGACAGAAUGAGCUUCAAGGAGAGAACUUUCAACACCUUGGUGGCUUUACUGGAGCCGCUGCUAUGCCGACUGCUGUUUUGGCACUUUGACAACAUAGCCUAUGAGUUCCUGGGAGAGGAGGUGGGCGUGGCUGAAGUGCUGUCAGACUCUGCUAUCUGGCUGCAGAGGAUUGACUUUGCGCUGGAGUUGCCACGCCCUCUCAUGCCGAAUAUAGUUCUAGUUGGUGGAAUCAACUGCAAUGUGAGAGACCCUCUGCCUGAAGAUUUGGAGUCCUGGGUGUCAGGAGCGCAUGGCUUUAUAGUGUUCACUCUGGGCACCAUGGUGUCAGACCUGCCAAAAGAGAUAACCGCCGUCUUCCUAGAAGCCUUCAGACAGAUUCCACAGAAGGUAAUAUGGAGGUACACUGGGCAGGUUUCAGAAAGUGUCCCAGAGAAUGUGAAGAUGAUGAAAUGGGUGCCUCAGAAUGACCUGCUAGCACAUCCUGGAGCUCGGGCUUUCAUCACUCACGCUGGCUCACAUGGUCUCUUUGAGGGACUGUGUCACGCUGUUCCCAUGGUGAUGGUGCCAAUUUUGGGGGACCAGUCUGACAAUGCAGAGAAGUUGGCGAGCAGAGGAGCGGGAGUGGUGUUGGAUAUUGUGUCGAUCACUACAGAAAGUCUUCUUCAGGCCCUGAAUGAGGUCAUCAAUGAUUCCAGGUAUAAAGACAGUGUGCAGAAGCUGUCAGCUCUCCAUAAAGACAGACCAGUUGACCCACUUGACCUUUCAGUGUACUGGACAGAAUUUGUGAUGCGGCACAAAGGGGCGAAACAUCUCAGACCUGCUGUCCAUGAACUCAACUGGCUCCAGUACUACUGCCUGGAUGUAAUAGCGCUACUGGCUAUUGUAGUGCUGUUUUUUGUAAUGGUGACAGUAAAAUGCUUGAAACUAUGCUUCUGGACACUGAGCAGAAAGAGGAAGCAGGACUAACCUGGUGUUACCUUUGCACCUUCAUCUAAGCAACAACAAGGGAGAUUUAAAACUUAUUACUAUUCAAAUAUUAGUGCAAAGUAAACCUGGUGAUGGUUUAAAGGUGUGACAUGGUGUAAGAUGAAUAAGGGAAUCUAUGAGGUGAUCAAAAAGAUAUUUAAUAAACAGAAAAUAUAGAA
Molecule: messenger RNA, 1926 nt
Organism: Micropterus salmoides (largemouth bass)
Lineage: Eukaryota; Metazoa; Chordata; Actinopteri; Centrarchiformes; Centrarchidae
Product: UDP-glucuronosyltransferase 1A1-like
Exons: 9
Coding region: 74-1747 (557 amino acids)
Molecular function (GO): UDP-glycosyltransferase activity
Source: RefSeq, a predicted model, not a curated record